Messenger RNA from Mucor mucedo, 690 nucleotides. RefSeq lists its product as uncharacterized. Bases 1 to 690 code for a protein of 229 amino acids. Lineage: Eukaryota; Fungi; Mucoromycota; Mucoromycetes; Mucorales; Mucoraceae. The transcript is spliced from 2 exons. The record is from RefSeq and is a predicted model, not a curated record.
AUGGCGGCAGAGGCACUAACCACCAAAGAUGUCGUCUUAUGGUGUGUCAAAAAUAAAUACACCCCAGUUAAAUCAGAUACAAUUGAAGAUGUCGUCGAGUCAGGCUUGAAGCCAGGCUAUUGUAAAUUCUGUGGUAGCGUAAGAGAUGGUCAUGAUGAAACCAUCGAUGAUAACUGUCCAAGAAGACCUAAAGGAUGGAACAGUAGGAAGCGUAACGGUGGCAUCAAUAGUACAACCAGCGUAUCCAAAUUGCUCUCUACGCUUGAACAAGGCUGGGAAGAUGUGAAAGAUUCAGAUGAUGACAUGGAUGUGGACAUUGAUAUGGAUGAAGAGCCAACCACGACAAAAGAAGAAGUGACACGUCGAAACGAUAUAUCGGAACGAGUCAAGCAUCUUACACUUGACUCGAUGGAUGUGGCGAAUGAAAGAUCGCUGGACUGGAUGUGGUCUGUCGUAGGUCAACUUCGUCUAAAAAGUGUGAUUGCCAAUGAUAUGUUAUUAGCAAAAGAUGGUAAUUUACAAGGUCCCACUUCUAGCUUUGAUUUAACUUCGGCUAUGAAUCAAAGAUUGGUGGUAGGAAACAUUCUAACUCAGGUAAAUAAUAAUCUCUCCAGUUUUCAUCGACAUCUCAUGUUAUUUAUUAUUGUUACUCUAGGCGACACGAGUGUUUCUAAAGAAACUAGUAAAUAA